UUUCUCAGCAGAAAAAAAAAGUAACUGAAGGUGGGAGGCCGGAGGGGAAAGAAAGAGAGAGCGAGAGACAGAAGGGCGACCAUGGCGGCGGUGGAUCUGUCGAAGCUGCUCAAGGAGAAGCGGUUCUGGGCAGCCUCCUUCCUCAUCGCGUGGGCGGCGGGGCUCCAGGGGCACAUGAUGUGGUUGAAGCGGCAGGACGCCUUCAAGGACAAAUUCGGCGACCCCGAAGGCGAAGCCCCCAACAAGGUCACGGAGCAGCCGGCCGACGACAGCACCAGCCUCGCAGGCGAGCUCACCGCCGACGCCGAGAUCAGAUAGGUAGCUGGGUACAUGGAUGAGUUACAUGAGUACGAGAUCCCUCUUUUAUUUUGCCCUGUUUACCUCGACCGAUCGAUCUAUCUCUGUGUAGUUAGUACUAGUUCUUGCAGUGCAAGCUUGCUCACAUAAAUAAUGUUGGGAGUUGUUGUAAUACCUGCUGUCUCUCUGAAGGUAGGAAAUUGUCACUGUUCAUCACGGCUAAUUGGGGCAUCUCUUAAUUUUGUGAACAUCAGAUUGUUAUAAUCCCAAAGCUGCUCUGCUUUAGCCUCC
This is a messenger RNA of Triticum dicoccoides, 588 nucleotides long. RefSeq lists its product as uncharacterized. The transcript has 2 exons. Bases 82 to 318 code for a protein of 78 amino acids. The record is from RefSeq and is a predicted model, not a curated record. Lineage: Eukaryota; Viridiplantae; Streptophyta; Magnoliopsida; Poales; Poaceae.